UGCGCAGAGCCGAGGGCCACGUUGCUUUUGCGGUGCCGGGUAGCCAGAUCUCAGCCAUGGCUUCCGCGGACUCCCGGCGGAUGGGGAACGGCGGUAGUGUCGGAGGCGCCUUCCAGCUCUACCUGGACUCCUUGCGGCAGGAACUGUGGCAGAGGGACCCGACGCUGUUGUCAGUCGUGGUGGCGCUCGUCGCGGUGCUGCUGACGCUGGUGUUCUGGAAGUUCAUCCGGAGCAGAAGGAGCAGUCAAAGAGCUGUUCUUCUUGUUGGCCUUUGUGACUCCGGGAAAACAUUGCUUUUUGUCAGAUUGUUAACAGGCCUUUACAGAGACACUCAGACUUCCAUCACUGACAGCUCUGCUGCCUACAGAGUCAACAAUAACAGGGGCACUAGCCUGACCUUGAUUGACCUCCCUGGCCAUGAGAGCUUGAGACUUCAGUUCUUAGAGCGGUUUAAGGCUUCAGCCAGGGCUAUUGUGUUUGUUGUGGAUAGUGCAGCCUUCCAGCGAGAGGUGAAAGAUGUGGCAGAGUUUCUGUAUCAAGUCCUCCUUGACAGUAUUGGUCUGAAGAACACACCGUCAUUCUUAAUCGCUUGCAAUAAGCAAGACAUUACAAUGGCAAAAUCAGGAAAGUUAAUUCAGCAGCAGCUUGAAAAAGAAAUCAAUACCUUACGAGUCACCCGUUCUGCUGCCCCCAGCAUACUGGACAGUUCUAGCACUGCCACUGCUCAACUGGGAAAGAAAGGCAAAGAAUUUGAAUUCUCACAGUUGCCCCUCAAAGUGGAGUUCCUGGAGUGCAGUGCCAAGGGCGGAAGAGGGGACGCUGGCUCUGCUGACAUCCAGGACUUGGAGAAGUGGCUGGCUAAAAUCGCCUGAGGGCCAGAUGCAAACACAAGACGCGAAUGUGUAUGUGUGUGACUGACAGUUUUGGAAAAGGAUGUGGUGGUCUGGAGUUGAUAAAGAAGGGGUACAAAUAUAGUUAGGAACUUUUCCUUGUUCUGGAAACAAAUUAUUGUUGAAACCAGUGUGGAAGUUUUUAAGUUCAGUUCUCCCUUAUUGCUUUCAAGCUAGUUAGUUUUAUUUGAUUCGUGUCUUCCCUUUUCAAAGUGUAUGUAAGGUCCCUUUAGCAUAUGCUUGAUGUAAGGUCAAGGUCUAACAAGCCGACCUCACGUAGAGAGGAUAUUAUCAUGAGAAUAUAAUAUCAUCUAAAAUG
Orcinus orca (killer whale) is the source of this 1209-nucleotide messenger RNA. RefSeq names its product SRP receptor subunit beta (gene SRPRB). Bases 57 to 872 code for a protein of 271 amino acids. The transcript has 7 exons. NCBI's taxonomy places the organism in Eukaryota, Metazoa, Chordata, Mammalia, Artiodactyla, Delphinidae. Gene Ontology annotation, cellular component: signal recognition particle receptor complex. The record is from RefSeq and is a predicted model, not a curated record. Gene Ontology annotation, biological process: protein targeting to ER.